AUGUUAACAGCGGUUGGUCUUGAGAUUUUACUCCUGUGCCUUUUAAAGCUCACACAAUCGCAAAAGGCGAAUUGCCCUGGAAAAUCGUUAACAAAUGAUGAGCGUGAUAAAUUGACCGAUUGGCAUAACGCUCAUCGCUCAAAUCUAGCGAAAGGAGCAUUUCCUGGCUACUCUGGGAACUUGAAUGCUGGCAAAAAUAUCUACAAAUUGAAGUACGACUGCAGCCUUGAAGAUAAAGCAGUUGCAUCAACAGCUGGCGUUUGUCGAACUGCAGCUAUGCAUGAUGCGCAAAAUGUUCAAGCGUAA
Messenger RNA from Strongylus vulgaris, 306 nucleotides. NCBI's taxonomy places the organism in Eukaryota, Metazoa, Nematoda, Chromadorea, Rhabditida, Strongylidae. The record is from the annotation of a GenBank genome assembly.